AUGGCUGCUCUGGUUCUCUAUCUUCUUAGCCUUCUCAUGGCUGGUCAUUCGAGUGCCUCAUGGUGUGUGUGCAAGACAGGACUGAGUGACUCGGUGCUACAAAGGACACUAGACUAUGCUUGUGGAAAUGGAGCUGACUGUAACCCAACUCAUCCGAAAGGGCAAUGCUUCAACCCGGACAAUGUUAGGGCUCAUUGUAGCUAUGCUGUUAAUAGCUUCUUUCAAAAGAAAGGUCAAGUUUCUGAGUCUUGUAAUUUCACUGGUACCGCCACUCUUACCACCACAGAUCCCAGCUAUUCAGGAUGUGCAUUCCCUUCCAGUGCUAGUGGUUCUGGAGCUAGCAGCAGUACUGUGAAACCAGGCAAAAGCAGUCCAAAAGGCAACACCAUCUCCACAUUCCCCGGCGGGAGCAGUCCAUACACAGGCACACCAACCACCGGUUUAUUAGGAGGCAACAUCACUGAUGCUACGGGAACUGGGUUUAACCCGGACUACUCAACCGAAAGCAGCGGUUUCGCUCUCCGUGACUCCAACACCAUUUUCUUCAGCUUGUGUUCUGUCUUGAUGAUGCUCUUCUGA
This is a messenger RNA of Microthlaspi erraticum, 579 nucleotides long. NCBI's taxonomy places the organism in Eukaryota, Viridiplantae, Streptophyta, Magnoliopsida, Brassicales, Brassicaceae. The record is from the annotation of a GenBank genome assembly.